UCGCCCUCGCCCUCUUUAAACGCAACACUCUUCUUCUCGUCUUUACCAUGGCCUUCUCCUUCUUCUCAGCAACACGAGCAUCACUCUCGCAGCUCGUAUGUGCUGCUGGCCCAUCAACCUCACGCGCACUGCAUGCUUCGGCGGUGGUGAGCCGCGAGUCGGCGCACAAGGCGCAGGCUCGUCGCAAGCGCAAAAAGGUCAUUGAGGGUCGCGAGAAGCGUGCUGUCGCCGAAGAAGAGGGUGCGGUGCACCUUGCGCUGGGAUCGCGGAAAAACGACCCCAACGGCCCGUCGGCACUGUACGAGGGCUCGCGCCUGGCGAAGACGGUCCUCAAGGCCGAGGACGUGUGGUACACACCGCCACCAAACUAUGCGGCGGGCGAAGAGCCGGCGCACUACGUGUACGGCGUGAACGAGGCGGACCGGGAGCUGUUGUUCGGCGCGGUGCCGCUCGCGACGAGCGCGCUCGCGUUCGACCCCGAGCGCCCACACCAGAGCGAGGCGCAGGCGGUCGAGCAGGGCCAGCAGAGCGAGGUGAUGCGGCGCAUCCUCGACCUGCGUAAUGCCGACAAGGCCGGCAUCGAGGUCGUGAACCGCGCCCGCAUCGUCAAGGAGUUUGGCAAGAACGACAAGGACACGGGCAACACGGUCGUGCAGGCUGCGCUUAUUACGCACCAGAUCCGCGAGAUGUGGCGCCAUGUCGAGGAGAACCCGCGCGACAUCCACAACCGCCGCCGCCUGCGCAUGGCCAUCCACAAGCGCGCCCGCGUCUUCAAGUACCUCAAGCGCUCCGAGCCGCUCAAGUACGCGCAGACGCUGCUUGACUGUGGCCUCGAGCCCGGAGCUGUCGAGGGCGAGCUCAUGGUCGGCAUGUAGGCGCGCGCAAGUUGGUAGAAAGAUUGAUGAGUGGAUAUGAGUCAUAUGUUGCAUUUACUUCUCCGUCGGUG
Messenger RNA from Cutaneotrichosporon oleaginosum, 946 nucleotides. RefSeq names its product mitochondrial 37S ribosomal protein uS15m. The record is from RefSeq and is a predicted model, not a curated record. Gene Ontology annotation, molecular function: structural constituent of ribosome. Gene Ontology annotation, cellular component: ribosome. NCBI's taxonomy places the organism in Eukaryota, Fungi, Basidiomycota, Tremellomycetes, Trichosporonales, Trichosporonaceae. Gene Ontology annotation, biological process: translation.